AUUCAGUAUGUUCUGUGGAGGCAAGCCAGUCGUACUACUUCUAGCAAUUAAAAAGCAGUAAAAAAAAUAAAUAUUUGUAUAAAUUUCCGACUAAAUAUUUUACAUAUUGGAUCAAUUUGGAAUAAAAUGGCUUCGAAGAGCGACUUAAAUGAUAGUGACCAGGAUACAAAUAAUAAUAUUGAUAAUAAUAACGACACAACUACGAAUGUUGAUGUAGAAGAUAAUUCUGACGUAAACGCAGAUAAGGAUAAUAUACAGGAAACAACAGUUGAGAAUAAUAUAGAUUAUAAUGAGAAUAAGAAUGAUAUUAUCGUAGAUAACAAGGAAAAAGAUACGAAAAUCGAUUUAGAAGAUAAUGAUAAUAAUAAGAGUGAAAAUAAUAUAACGAAUGAUACUCAUGUUGAGAAUGGUAAUCAAAAGGAUGUUGAGCAAAAGGAUGGCGAUAAAGAGCGGCCAAUCAGUCAUACCAGUGCUAAGCGCAAGCGUGUUGAGAUGGAUGACGAGGAGCCAUCCACUUCUGAAGCACCUAUCAAGAUCUUCAAAGUUUCAGAAGAUACGAAAUAUUAUAUCUUUGAAAACAAUAAGCGAAAUAAUGACCAGGAAGAAGGUGCCAAUCCCGACGUUGUGGAUGUUGUGAAGGAUGAGAAUGAAAUAAACAAAUAUUAGCUCAGUGACUUAAUUCAUGCAUUGAUUGGUUAAGUGUUCAAGUUAUUACUAGAACAUACAUAUUCAUUAAAAAAAUCUCAUAAAGCUUCUCUUA
Messenger RNA from Drosophila willistoni, 760 nucleotides. RefSeq names its product suppressor of Mek1-like. The record is from RefSeq and is a predicted model, not a curated record. The transcript is spliced from 3 exons. The coding region runs from base 127 to 666 and encodes 179 amino acids. NCBI's taxonomy places the organism in Eukaryota, Metazoa, Arthropoda, Insecta, Diptera, Drosophilidae.